Messenger RNA from Cloeon dipterum, 1342 nucleotides. RefSeq lists its product as uncharacterized. Lineage: Eukaryota; Metazoa; Arthropoda; Insecta; Ephemeroptera; Baetidae. The transcript has 9 exons. The record is from RefSeq and is a predicted model, not a curated record. Bases 351 to 1202 code for a protein of 283 amino acids.
UCCAAGUAUAUAAGAUUUAUAUUUUGUGCACUCACUUUGUUCUUGAAACACAAAACUAUUUUUGUGUGAUCAAGAGAUUUUUAUUGAUUAACUUAAGAGUUUAGUAAUAUUUUCCAGUUUGAUACUUCAAAUGAAUGAUUAUAAUACCAUGGAUAGUAGAACAUGUCUUUUAUAAUUAAUUUAAAUUUGACUAUAAUAUAUGUCAUAUUAUGCCCAUCUGCCUCUUUUUUCAAAUGCACUAUUCAUUAUCUUGAUAAAUCUUUCAGUCGUCAUCGCGAAUCGGCUAUGUUGAGGCUGACGGUGUGCGCUUUGAAGCUUGUGGUCGAAGAUAUGUCUUGUCAAAAGCGACGAUGAAUGUGACCUUAGCUGCUGUAUUCUGCUGCUCCAAAUUCAUGGACUUAGCCGCAGUGGAAACCGAAGGCGAAAUGACCUGUUUGUCUGCUGAGCUGACAAAGCGGGCAUUGGAUAAAAUUCAACUGUGGACUUCAGGCGACACAGACCCCUGCGAAAACUCGUUUGCCUGGUGUUCCAGCAAAGAAAUGGUCAACCACGCGGCUCUAAAGUGGAAUGCAUCUUCAAAGGUCGGGCCAAAAGCCAAAAUCGCGGUAUCAGUUCAGGCCAAAUCUAUGGAAUUUCAUACUGAUGAGGGAAAGAUUUUUAAAAGAGUUUUGUGCGAGAAUGCCCUUGAAAAAGAUUGUACUGAAUCCCGAUGUCUCAAAUACAAAUGCACCUUUGAGAGAGACUUGUGGCAGAAAACGAUGAAAGGAAACAAGGACAAUCUAAAAAAGGAAUUCAUGCUGUUAUCUGGUUGUGGGAUGACAGAGGUCAACGUUAAUAUUGCCGGCAGCAAGAACUCUUAUCACGCUGGCUAUAGAUUAUGCUGCGUGGGUGAUACCAAAUUUUUAUCAAUAGAGACGAAGGGAAAGCAUGACUGUUUACUAAAUUUGUUUAAAGAAAAAAACGUUCCCUCUAACCGGUAUUGGUUAGGAGGUGCGUCUCUAAGCUGCCCAAGUGUCAACCGGUGGUGUAACAGCUUAGACGAACCUCUCAUUGGCAACCAUGUGACCUGGGCAGCGGGUGAACCUUCAAUUGACUCGAGCAAAGAGUGCGUGUAUAUGGACUAUGACAACAUCACUUCUACGUUCACCCUCGGAAAAGCCAACUGCAAAACUUUAAUGUUUUUCAUUUGUGUGGCAGAAUAAAUAUGAAGGAGAGAACAUUUUUGCAACCGUAAUCAUAUGAAAAUGUUUUGAGAUGUAGUAUUAAAAUAAUACGCACGGUAAAGAGAUCUCUAAAUGUUCAUAAGUCACAAGAUGAUACUUAUUAAAAAUAUAUAAAUAAA